Messenger RNA from Trichophyton benhamiae CBS 112371, 537 nucleotides. RefSeq lists its product as uncharacterized. The record is from RefSeq and is a predicted model, not a curated record. Bases 1 to 537 code for a protein of 178 amino acids. NCBI's taxonomy places the organism in Eukaryota, Fungi, Ascomycota, Eurotiomycetes, Onygenales, Arthrodermataceae. The transcript has 2 exons.
AUGGUUGUACGCGAAGCGGCCAACCCUGUACGAGUGGUUUUCGCAGGAGGUCCCAUCGUAGAUUGGGGUUGGGAUUGGCGUAAUGAUAAACGCGAGUUAGACGUUGUAGAUGUGGGAGUAGGAGCUGCUGAGCUGCGGUUUGAUAAGCUUGGCCUGGGCUUAUGGCUUGGAAUAGUCCUCGAAGCUGUCGAGGAAGCCCGGGAUGCAGCAGGAGUACCGGGUCCAGCUAACUGUUUCACCGGUGAUUUGCUCACCCGUAACACUCGACCCAAGGCUCUUGGAGCAGGCGAAGGGCUUGAAGCAGCAGAACUCGACUUCUUCCCCCCCGGUGUAGAUGACAUCAAGCUCUGUCUUCUUGUUCCCACUGCGCCUCCGGGAGGCACAAUCAUCGACCCCGGUCUUCCCCUGCCAUCGAGGCCACUUUUCGGCGCAACCCUGGGCUCUUCUUUCCUCGCCUGCUCAACAAUCUCAACAAUGGCAGACGCCCGGACGAACAUGCCAAAUCCAUAUUCACACUCGAAAUAUCUUUCUCCUUGA